Glycine soja is the source of this 1102-nucleotide messenger RNA. Its product is annotated as trafficking protein particle complex subunit 1-like. The transcript has 6 exons. Gene Ontology annotation, cellular component: TRAPP complex. Gene Ontology annotation, biological process: endoplasmic reticulum to Golgi vesicle-mediated transport. The record is from RefSeq and is a predicted model, not a curated record. Lineage: Eukaryota; Viridiplantae; Streptophyta; Magnoliopsida; Fabales; Fabaceae. The coding region runs from base 264 to 776 and encodes 170 amino acids.
UAAACUGAACUCCAACUUUAUUUUUCCUUUACUCUUGUACUGUCUUAGAUCUCGUUUCUCUCUUCGACUCGUCCACACUUUGUCGUCGUUCCCAAUCGCAGGCCAUAUCGCCGGGGGCAUUCCCGCCGUAUCAUCCUUGCCUCUUACCGAACACUGAAACGGGGAAUUACUCAGGAGAGCUUCGCAAUCCCACUAACAGCUGCUACCCGCGGUUUUGGUUUUUUCGCUAGUAUCAAUCUAUUCUUCAUCCCUGUUGAUCAAGAAUGCAAUUCUUUGGGGGGUCUGAGAUUAGUCCUUCACCUCCUGCUCCGACAGCUUCAGGAAACAAUGGCCAUAUGAUGUAUGUGUUCAAUAGGAAUGGUGUGUGCCUGCUCUAUAGGGAGUGGAAUCGUCCCUUGCGGACAUUGGAUGCCCAGCAAGACCAAAAGUUAAUGUUUGGUCUACUUUUCUCUCUGAAGUCAUUAACUGCCAAGAUGGACCCCACUAGUGCUGUUGAGAAAGGAAACCUUGGUAUGCCACAGUUACCUGGCCAAGGUUGUUCAUUUCACAGUUUCCGCACUAAUACGUACAAACUUAGUUUCAUGGAAAGUCCUUCUGGAAUAAAGAUCAUCUUGGUGACUCAUCCUAGAACUGGUGAUCUACGGGAAUCCUUAAAGUAUAUCUACAAUUUGUAUGUUGAAUAUGUUGUCAAGAAUCCGCUCUAUACACCUGGAUCUCCUAUUAGGUGUGAGCUGUUCAAUACAACGUUGGACCAGUAUGUGAGAGGCAUUUCAUAGAUGCUGAGUUGUUUCCAAUCAAUAGUGUGGUUUUUACGCCUUGUUUUGCAUGGUGUAUGUGAGAGGCAUUGCAUAGAAGCCGAGUUGUUUCCAUUCAACACUAUUGAUGACUUGUGUGGUGUAACGCCUUGUUUGUCAUGGUGGUCACUACAUUGUUGUUAGUCAGAAACUUUUAGGGAGUUUUCUUAAGCUUGAGCUGUACCUUUUUUGUUACAGAUAACACUAGUGAUACUCCAUUUUAAUUGAAUCCUACAAUUUAUGUUGCCCUGUAUUUCUCUUCCAAUAUAUAUAAUAAACUGAAGAUGCUUAAAGUUAAGAUUCAUAAA